Molecule: messenger RNA, 966 nt
Organism: Esox lucius (northern pike)
Lineage: Eukaryota; Metazoa; Chordata; Actinopteri; Esociformes; Esocidae
Gene: avpr2l
Product: arginine vasopressin receptor 2, like
Exons: 2
Coding region: 1-933 (310 amino acids)
Biological process (GO): G protein-coupled receptor signaling pathway; regulation of systemic arterial blood pressure by vasopressin; positive regulation of vasoconstriction
Cellular component (GO): membrane
Molecular function (GO): vasopressin receptor activity; peptide binding
Source: RefSeq, a predicted model, not a curated record
AUGACUUCACAGCUAAAUUAUAGCGGAAACAGCAGUACAGAUCUGGAAGACCAGGGAGAUGAUAAAACCAUUCAACCCGACUUUGCGAUUCUAAAAGCUGGAGUUUUGGGACUGAUUUUUGUCGUGGCCACAUGUGGGAAUUUAUGCCUUCUAUAUACACUUUGGACGAAACGAAAACGAAAUACAAGGACCCAACUGUUCCUCCUUCACCUGUGCUGUGCAGACCUAGUGGUGGCUUUCUUCCAAGUACUCCCGCAGCUAUGCAUAGAGAUUACGCACCGGUUCCUGGGUUCAGAUUUCGUUUGCAGGUUGGUGAAAUAUCUUCAGGUGGUCGGCAUGUUCGCCUCAACAUACAUGAUAGUGGCCAUGACCAUAGAUCGGUACCACGCAGUCUGCAAACCCAUGGUGUCGUUCUUUAAGGGUUCUUUUAGGAGGUACGUCGCCAUCGGGGCAGCGUGGCUUAUCUCCUUGGCUUUCAGCACCCCGCAAUUAUUUAUCUUCUCUCUCCAAGAAGUAGAGGCAAACCUGUUUGAUUGUUGGGCGUCAUUUAUCGAACCGUGGGGGUCCAAGAUAUACAUCAGCUGGAUGACUUUAGCAGUUUUUGUCAUACCGGCAAUCAUUUUGCUGUUCUGCCAGAUUAAAAUAUGCACGGGGAUAUACUUCAACAUGAAGAGAAAGGCGCUCCAGGCUAACACGAGCGACGGGCGCACGAGCGCCAAGGGGGUCUCGAACGCGAUGUUGAAAACGGUCAAAAUGACUUUUGUGAUCAUUAUGGCUUAUUCAGUAUGCUGGAGCCCCUUCUUUGUGGUUCAGUUGUGGUCGGCAUGGAGUCCCACUACCGCGCCCACAAAUGGUCCCAUGUUUGUCCUAAUCAUGUUGUUGGCUAGUCUGAACAGCUGCACCAACCCCUGGAUCUAUCUUUACUACAGCUAAGAGACAUACUCACUGCUCAUGUCCUGUUAUCGC